Molecule: messenger RNA, 1481 nt
Organism: Galleria mellonella (greater wax moth)
Lineage: Eukaryota; Metazoa; Arthropoda; Insecta; Lepidoptera; Pyralidae
Gene: Tpst
Product: protein-tyrosine sulfotransferase
Exons: 4
Coding region: 439-1452 (337 amino acids)
Biological process (GO): peptidyl-tyrosine sulfation
Cellular component (GO): Golgi apparatus
Molecular function (GO): protein-tyrosine sulfotransferase activity
Source: RefSeq, a predicted model, not a curated record
UACACUUAUGUGAUAUACAUGUUGCUAACUUCAUUAAACACAAUAAAAUUAAAAAUUAACCAUAUUCAUAUUUACUCAAAAUCGCAAUUCUUUAAUAUUAUACCUGUACUGUAAUAAAAGAUCUUGGAUCAUAAUAACAAUAUUCUGUAUAUAUUUUUUAUGGUAUAAUCUCGGAUUUGGUUUGUUAUUGGCUGCGUACUGCAAAAACAAGUACAGUAUUGCUGUAUAGUCGUUCGCUAAUUUGCAAAUAAUUCAAUCGCUUUUUAUGUUCAAUAUUUAUUCAUACGUUCAGUUUCGUGAGUGAAGUGAAGCGAUUUUAAAGAGAUGUGUUGGCAAAAAGGGAGCAGUAAUUAUUUUUUUGCAUAGAGUCGAGUUCAUGUAGGAUCUGUUUUGGUCAUAACAAGAAGUGGUAAACCUAUCGUGGGAGGCGGGGGGAGCAUGGGUAGGGGUGCGCGCUGGCGGCUGGCGGCGGCGCUGGCGGCGGCGGCGCUGGUGACGUGGGCGUGGCGCGGCGGCGGCGCGGGCGGCGCGGGCGGCGGGGCGCGGCGCGGCGCGGCGGCGCCGGUGGAGGGCCGCGAGCUGCCGCUGAUCUUCAUCGGCGGCGUGCCGCGCUCGGGCACGACGCUGAUGCGCGCGAUGCUGGACGCGCACCCGGACGUGCGCUGCGGCCAGGAGACGCGCGUGGUGCCGCGCAUCCUGCAGAUGCGGCAGCACUGGGCGCGCUCGCAGAAGGAGAGCGUGCGCCUGGAGCAGGCCGGCGUGUCCAAGGCCGUGCUCGACAACGCCAUCGCCGCCUUCUGCCUCGAGGUCAUCGUGCGCCACGGCGAGCCCGCGCCGCGCCUCUGCAACAAGGACCCGCUCGUCCUCAAGAUGGGCACCUACGUCCUCGAACUUUUCCCCAAUGCUAAAUUCUUGUUCAUGGUGCGCGACGGUCGUGCUACUGUUCAUUCGAUAAUCACCAGGAAGGUGACGAUCACGGGCUUCGACUUGACCAGCUACCGCCAGUGUUUGAACAAGUGGAACCACGCGGUAGAGCUGAUGUACCAGCAGUGCAAGACGAUGGGCCCCGACAAGUGUCUGAUGGUGCGGUACGAGUCGCUGGUGCUGGCGCCGGAGGACACGCUGCGCCGCGUGCUGGCCUUCCUCGAGCUGCCGUGGGACGAGGCCGUGCUGCACCACGAGCGCUACAUCAACCAGCCCAACGGCGUCGCGCUCUCCAACGUGGAGCGGUCGUCGGACCAGGUGGUGCGGCCGGUGAACCUGGACGCGCUGGACAAGUGGGUGGGGCAGAUCCCGGCCGACGUGCGCGCCGACAUGGCCGAGCUGGCACCCAUGCUGUCGGUGCUGGGCUACGACCCCUGGGCCAACCCGCCGCGCUACUCGCCCGCCGCCGCCGCCGCCGCCGCCUCCGCCUCCGCCGCCGCCACGCAGCGCGCGCCGCAGCCACCUUAGACAAAUAAUAAAUAAAUUAUCACUGUUGU